CCCAGCAAAAGCUGGAUGUAUUGGCUGCAGCCUCCCCUGCUGUCAAACUUCUCUUGCACACACACUCUCUCUCACACAUACACACAUACACAUGCUCAACUCAAACACACACUGAUCUCAGAGUAUAAAGAAAACUUUACUGUUUUGACAAGAGGAGAGCAAGAAGGUGGGAGACUGCUUGCUAACUUUAUUUAUUUAAUGAGGCCGUUCACUGUAGGAUCUAACUUAUAUUCAAGUCUGGAAGGGUAUUGUGAGGAUGAAAGUGGCAAGAAAUAUGAAAGCAAAAGCAUUGUGAAAAUAUAGGGGAGUUGUGUCAAAGCCUGCAAACUCAAGUUACUUCACAGGAAGAAAAUUUUCUCGAGAAGAGGAAAGGAAACUGAUUCUCAGUCUAUACUUUUCAAAUUCCAGAUUUGAACUGUAAAGGUAUAUUAACUUUCAGACUUCGCCCCCACCAAAUUAAACUUCACCAUGGGGGCUCUGACCCAGGUGCUGUCCUAUACAAUUGUAGCUCUGUUAUGCUACCCUACCCAAGCAGGGGUUCUUAAGAGAGUGAUCCGCCACAAACGGCAGAGUGGCAUCAAUGCCACAUUGCCAGAAGAGAACCACCCAGUCAUCUUUAAUCAUGUCUACAACAUUAAGAUGCCUGUGGGUUCCCAAUGCUCAGUAGACCUAGAACCAACCAGUGGGGAGAAAGAACUGAACCCUCCCACUGAGCUGGGAGAAAACUUCCAAGAACACACACUAAAUGAGGAGAAUCAGAUCAUCUUCACACAUCGAAUCAAUAUUCCCCGGCGAGCAUGUGGCUGUGCACCAGCUGCAGACAUCAAGGACCUACUAAAUCGGCUAGAGGAGCUAGAGGGACUAGUGUCCUCCCUGCGGGAGCAAUGUACCAGUGGGGCUGGCUGCUGUCCCCAACCUGCUGAAGGCCGUCUGGACACAGCACCCUUCUGUAGUGGUCGAGGGAACUACAGCACUGAUAGCUGUGGCUGCAUAUGUGAACCAGGUUGGAAAGGACCCAACUGUUCUGAACCAGAAUGCCCAGGAAAUUGCAACAACAAGGGUCAGUGCAUCGAUGGACAGUGUGUUUGUGAUGAGGGAUUUUUUGGCGAGGACUGUGGCCAGUUGGCCUGUCCCAGUGACUGCAACGACCAAGGCAAGUGCGUCCACGGCGCAUGUGUCUGUUUCAAGGGGUAUACCGGGGAGGACUGCAGUGAGGAACUCUGCCCCGUACCCUGCAGUGAGCAUGGCAAAUGCACGAACGGGCAAUGCAUUUGUGAUGAGGGUUUUGCUGGCGACGACUGCAACGAGCCUCUGUGCCUUAACAACUGCUACAACCGCGGGCGCUGUGUGGAGAAUGAGUGUGUGUGUAACGAGGGUUUCACUGGUGAGGAUUGUAGUGAGCUGAUAUGCCCCAAUGACUGCUAUGACCGGGGCCGCUGUGUCAAUGGGACCUGCUACUGUGAGUCGGGCUUCACAGGAGAAGACUGUGGGCAGCUUACCUGCCCCAAUGACUGCCACAACCAGGGCCGGUGUGAGGAAGGGCAGUGCGUUUGUGAGGAGGGCUUUGCUGGUGAGGACUGUAGCGAAAGGCAGUGCCCUGAGGACUGCCACAACCAUGGGCGCUGCAUUGACGGGCAGUGCGAGUGUGAUGACGGGUUUGCGGGAGUGGACUGUGGAGAGCUCCAGUGUCCUCGGGAUUGCAGCAAGCACGGCCGCUGUGUAAACGGGCAGUGCGUGUGUGAUGAGGGCUACACUGGGGAGGACUGUGCCAGUCGCCGGUGCCCCAGUGACUGCAACAGCCGUGGGCGCUGCGUCCUUGGCAAGUGCGUUUGUGAGCAGGGCUUCACCGGCCAGGAUUGCGGAGACAUGAGCUGCCCCAACGAUUGUCACCAUCAGGGGCGCUGUGUGAAUGGGAUGUGCGUGUGCAAUGACGGCUUCAUGGGGGAAGACUGCCGCGACCUGCGGUGCCCCAAAGACUGCAGCAGCCGCGGGGUGUGUGUGGCAGGGAGGUGUGAAUGCCAGGAGGGCUUCGCUGGGGAAGCCUGUGGAGAGUUGGCUUGCUUAAACAGCUGCAGUAACCAGGGCCGCUGUGUGAAUGGACAGUGUGUGUGCAGCGAGGGGUUCAUGGGGAGAGACUGCAGUACCCUAAGGUGUCCACACGACUGUACCAACCAAGGGCGCUGUGUGGAUGGCAAGUGCAUCUGCCACAAGGGAUUCGCCGGAGACGACUGCAGCCAGCUUUCCUGCCCGAACAACUGUAACGACCAGGGACAGUGCGUUGGCGGGCGUUGCAUCUGUAACCAGGGCUAUACCGGGGAGGACUGCGCAGAGGUAUCUCCACCAAAGGACCUAAUAGUGACUGAAGUGACAGAAGAGACUGUAAAUCUGGCAUGGGACAAUGAAAUGAGGGUCACGGAGUAUCUCAUCAUCUACACCCCCACUAACUCAGAUGGCUUGGAAAUGCAAUUCCGUGUCCCUGGAGACCAGACAUCCACCAUCAUCCGCGAAUUAGAGCCAGGAGUAGAAUAUUUUAUCCGAGUCUUUGCUAUCCUGGAGAACAAGAAAAGUAUUCCUGUCAGCGCAAGAGUGGCUACUUACCUGCCUGCCCCAGAAGGCUUGAGAUUCAAAGCCAUCAAAGAAACAUCAGUGGAAGUGGAGUGGGAUCCCCUAGACAUUGCUUUUGAAAACUGGGAAAUUAUCUUCCGCAACAUGAAUAAAGAUGAUGGUGGAGAAAUCACUAACAGCUUGAGGAGACCAGAAACAACUUACAGACAGACUGGCCUGGCUCCAGGACAGGAGUAUGAGAUUUCUUUGCAUAUUGUGAAAAACAACACCCGUGGUCCUGGCCUGAAGAAAAUAACAACCACACGUCUGGAUGCUCCUAGCCAGAUAGAUGUAAAAGAUAUCACAGAUACUACUGCUCUAAUCAGCUGGUCUAAACCUUUGGCUGAAAUUGAUGGCAUCGAACUCUCAUAUGGUAUCAAAGAUGCUCCAGGUGACAGAACAACCAUUGAUCUCACUCAUGAUGACAACCAAUACUCCAUUGGAAACCUGAAACCUGAUACAGAAUAUGAGGUCUCCCUUAUCUCUCGAAGAGGAGACAUGUCAAGCAACCCAGCUAAAGAAACUUUUGUAACAGGUCUGGAUGCCCCUCGCAAUCUAAAACGCAUCUCCCAGACUGACAAUAGCAUCACUUUAGAGUGGAAGAAUGGCAAAGCUAACAUUGACAAGUAUCGUAUUAAGUUUGCCCCCAUUUCUGGAGGAGAUCAUGCAGAAGUCGAGGUUUCCAAGAGCAAACAGGCUACAACCAAAACCACACUCACAGGUCUAAGACCAGGAACUGAAUAUGGCAUUGGAGUAUCCGCAGUGAAGGAUGAUAAGGAAAGCAAUCCUGCUACCAUCAAUGCAGCCACAGAUAUAGAUGCUCCAAAGGACCUUCAGAUUUCAGAACCUACUGAAACCACCUUGCCCCUGCUCUGGAGCCGACCUGUGGCCAAGUUUGAACGAUACCGCCUGACCUAUAGCUCUUCCACAGGACAGCAUAAAGAAGUCCAGUUACCAGCAGAUACCACCUCUUAUGUUCUGAGAGAUCUGAAUCCUGGUACUGAAUAUGCCAUCCAACUUGUGGUUGAGAAAGGACGACAUAAGAGCAAACCAGCCCGUGUGAAAGGUUCAACAGAAGAAGAACCAGAGUUCGCAAACCUUACCGUGACAGAUGUUAGCUGGGAUGCCCUCAAACUCAACUGGAUGGCAGCAGAUGGGGCUUAUGACAGCUUUGUCAUUCAGGUGCAGGAGGCUAACAAAUUGGAAGAGGUUCAGAAUCUUACAGUAUCUGGCAGUCUAAGAACUGUGAAUAUCACAGGCCUCCAAGCUGCCACCCCCUAUAGAAUCACCAUCUAUGGGGUGAUUCAGACCUACAGAACACAUCCCCUUUCUGCUGAAACUUCUACAGAAGAAACUCCUAAACUGGCAGAGUUAACAGUGACAGAAGUUAGCUGGGAUUCUCUCAGACUCAACUGGACCACCACUGAUGGGGAUUAUGAGAACUUUGUCAUUCAGGUGCAAGAGGCUAACCGGAAUCUUAACAUCCCAGGAGAACUGAGAUCUGUGCAUGUGACUGGGCUCACACCUGCUACCCUUUACAGAAUCACCAUCCAUGGAGUGAUUCGGGGCUUUAGCACACACCCUCUUUCUAUUCAAGCCAUCACAGAAGAGGUCCCAAAACUGGGGAACCUCACAGUGGCCAAGGUUAGCUGGGAUUCCCUCAAACUCAACUGGACGGCAGCUGAUGGGGCCUAUGAGAUCUUUGUCAUUAAGGUGCAGGAGUCUAAUAAUCUGGAGGAAACCCAGAAUCUCACAGUUUCUGGCAAACUUCAGUCUGCUGAUAUUCUUGGCCUCCAGGCUGAAACCCCUUACACUAUUACUUUGUAUGGUGUGAGCAGGAACUUCACCACUGAACCCCUUUCUGCUGAAGCCACCACAGAGGAGGCACCUAAGCUCAGAAGCUUAACAGUUUCAGAAAUUACCUGGAAUGCCUUCACACUCAAUUGGACUAUGGUAAAUGGGCCCUACAAGAACGUUGUCAUUUGGGUGCAAGAAGUUAAUCACCCUGAAGAAAUGCACAAUCUCACUGUGGCUAGUGUAUUGAACUCUAUGCAAGUGACAGGUCUCAAGCCAGCCACUCCUUAUAAAAUCACCAUCACUGGUGUGAUCAGAGACUAUCACACUGAGCCCCUUUCAGCUGAAGCCUCCACAGAGGAGCUCCCUAAACUGGGAGAGUUAACUGUGACAAAUGUUAGCUGGGAUGCCCUCAGACUCAACUGGACUACAACAGAGGAAGCCUAUGACAGCUUUGUCAUUCAGGUGCAGGAGGCUAACAAGUUGGAAGAGGUUCAGAAUCUCACAGUGUCCGGCAGCCUGAGAACUGUGGAUAUCACAGGCCUCCAAGCUGCCACUCCUUAUAGAAUCACCAUCUAUGGGGUAAUUCAGAACUACAGAACAAGUUCCCUUUCAGCUGAAGCUUACACAGUAGCCGAACCUCUUCUUAGCCAUCUCACUGUCUCAGACAUUACCUCGGGCAGUGUAUCCCUCUCGUGGAAGGCUCAGGAGGCUGUCUUUGAUAAUUUUAUUUUAGAAGUUAGGAAUUCUGACCUCCCUCUGGAUUCUGUGGUCUACACAGUGCCUGGGGCCUUGAGAAGCUCUGUAAUCACGGACCUUAGAGCUUCCACUAAUUACACUGUCCAACUUCAUGGGCUGAUUGACGGGCAGAAUGGUCAGACCCUGAUGGCCCAGGCAACCACAGAGGCCUUGCCCCUACUGGAAAGCUUAACCAUUUCCGACAUUAAUCCCCAUGGGUUCACAGUUUCAUGGAUGGCAUUGGAGAAUGCCUUUGACAGCUUUCUAGUAAUCGUGGUGGAUUCUGGCAAGCUGCUGGACCCCCAGGAGUUCACACUUUCAGGAACCCAGAGGAAACUGGAGCUUAAAGGCCUCAUAACUGGCAUUGGUUAUGAGGUUAUGCUUUUCGGCUUGGCCCAAGGGCACCAAACAAAGCCCUUGAGUGCUGUGGUUUUUACAGAAGCAGAGCCAGAAGUUGACAACCUUCUGGUUUCAGAUGCCACCCCAGACGGUUUCCGUCUAUCUUGGACAGCAGAUGAAGGGGUCUUCAACAGUUUUGUUCUUAAAAUCAGGGAUACUAAAAAGCAGGCUGAUCCACUGGAAAUAAUCAUACCAGCCCAUGAGCGUACCAGGGAUAUAACAGGUCUCAAAGAGGGCACAGCAUAUGAUAUUGAACUCUAUGGAUUAAUCAGUGGACGGCGAUCCCAGCCAAUCAAUGCCAUUGCAACCACAGCCAUGGGAUCACCAAAAGAAAUCUCCUUCUCCGACAUCACUGAAAACUCUGCCACUGUUAGUUGGACAGCACCUACUUCACAAGUGGAGAGUUUCCGGAUCACAUAUGUCCCUGUUUCAGGAGGAACACCUUCAGUGAUAACAGUGGAUGGAAGCAAGACUCAGACUGGGCUGGUGAGAUUGAUGCCUGGAGUGGAAUAUCUUGUCAGUAUCAUUUCAAUCAAGGGCUUUGAGGAAAGUGAGCCUGUGACAGGAACUCUUACAACAGCUCUGGAUGGCCCAUCCGGUUUGAUGGCAGCUAAUAUCACUGACUCUGAAGCCCUGGCCAUGUGGCAGCCAGCCAUAGCUACUGUGGAUAGUUAUGUCAUCUCCUACACUGGGGACAAAGUGCCAGAAGUGACUCAAACGGUAUCUGGGAACACAGUGGAAUAUGCUUUGAAUGACCUUGAGCCUGCAACAGAGUACACGCUAAGGAUCUUUGCAGAGAAGGGGCCCCAGAAAAGUUCCAUAAUCACCACUCGUUUCACAACAGAUCUAGAUUCUCCAAGAGAUUUGAUGGCAACUGAAGUUCAAUCAGAAACGGCACUGUUAAAAUGGAGGGCCCCUCGUGCGCCUAUAACUGGUUAUCUCCUCAUCUAUGAAUCUGUGGAUGGAACAAUCAAGGAAGUCAUCUUGGGACCUGACACAGAUACUUACACCCUCACAGAGCUGAGCCCAUCCACACAUUAUACUGCCAAGAUCCAGGCCUUGAAGGGAGCCCUGAGGAGCAAACUCAUUCAGACUAUUUUCACAACAAUUGGACUCCUCUACCCAUAUCCCAAAGAUUGUUCACAAACAAUGCUGAAUGGAGAAACAGCUUCUGGCCUCUACACUAUCUAUCUGAAUGGGGAUAAAGCCCAACCACUAAAUGUUUUCUGUGACAUGACUUCUGAUGGAGGAGGAUGGAUUGUAUUUUUGAGACGUAGUAAUGGACAUCAAGAUUUCUACCAGAAUUGGAGGACUUAUGCUACUGGAUUUGGGAAACUUGAAGAUGAAUUUUGGCUUGGGUUGGAUAACAUUCACAAAAUCACUGACCAAGGACAGUAUGAAUUAAGGGUGGAUCUCCAAGAUAAUGGUGAGACAGCUUAUGCCAUAUAUGACAGAUUCAGCGUUGGAGAUGCCAAGUCCCGCUAUAAACUGAAGGUGGAUGGAUACAGUGGAACAGCAGGUGAUUCCAUGGCCUACCACAAUGGGAGAUCCUUCUCUACAUAUGACAAGGACACAGAUUCGGCCAUCACAAAUUGUGCUCUGUCCUACAAAGGAGCUUUCUGGUAUAAGAAUUGUCACCGAGUAAACCUUAUGGGACGGUAUGGUGACAACAAUCACAGUCAGGGUGUUAACUGGUUCCACUGGAAGGGCCAUGAGCAUUCAAUCCAGUUUGCUGAAAUGAAGCUAAGACCUAGCAACUUCCGGAACCUAGAAGGCAGAAGAAAAAGGGCAUAAAUAUUUCAUGGACAACAGAAGGAAGGGCAUUAAAGGGGAAGGGAAGGGAGGGGAAGAAGGUCCAGAGAAACAGAAGAUCUUACCAAAGUCUAAACACUCGACCGGGGCCACAGCAUUGAUAACAGCAUAAGCAAUGAUGCCGAUUUCACAUAUUCUUCAGUAAAGUCCUUCACACCAAAGACAAUGAUCUCAAAGGGGUUUUCUUUUUGGUUUUCUUUGGGAUUUUCUGUUUGUUUGUUUGUUUCUGUAAAACUCUUCCAGUGACAAUUUCAUGGGAUCUUUCUCUUGGGUGGCUCUGAGGAAGCAUAAGGAGCAGGUUGUACAUUGGUAGUUUGUUCUAGAACCAACCAUAUUUACAGAAAACUGUACAAUUAUCAUUAUUAUUAUUAGCUAUAAUUAAAUGUGUGUCAUUGGAAGGCUUUUUUUAACAUUUCAUACAACAGAUCGGAAAAGCAAUACCAUUUCAAUCAUAAAAAUCCAAUUAAUAUGAUUAAUAUAAUAAUAAUGAUGAUGAUGAUGAUGAUUACAAUAAUAAUAAUAAUAAACUAAGUGUUUUUAAAGAGAUCCAUGCUUUCCAAAACACAGCAGGACAGUGUCUGAUUGUAUUUUUUUUUAAUAAAAGCACAAUUACUUUUAAA
This is a messenger RNA of Sarcophilus harrisii (Tasmanian devil), 7967 nucleotides long. It is a transcript of the gene TNC, whose product is annotated as tenascin C. The transcript has 30 exons. The record is from RefSeq and is a predicted model, not a curated record. Bases 469 to 7329 code for a protein of 2286 amino acids. NCBI's taxonomy places the organism in Eukaryota, Metazoa, Chordata, Mammalia, Dasyuromorphia, Dasyuridae. Gene Ontology annotation, molecular function: protein binding.